AUGACCACUGUGGACACCAUCCUCGCCGCCAAGUAUCCGGCUAAAGCCCAUGCGCGCCGUGUCGCCGAGUCUAUCAAGAUCCGGCACGGCGGGGCCGGUGCCAUCUACCUCGAGGCUCAAAAAACUCGUUUGAUCGAGGACAGCGACGAGGCUAUGCCCUUCCGCCAACGUCGUCCUUUCUUCUAUCUCACUGGAUGUCUUUUGCCUGAUGCCGCCGUGGUCUACGAUGCCGUCGCAGACCAGUUGACCCUGUUCAUUCCUCCAAUCGAUCCCGAGUCGGUUAUUUGGUCUGGUCUCCCGCUGUCUCCCGAGGAGGCUGCUAAGCUUUACGACGUGGAUCGCGUUCUCUUUACGACCGAUGUCAACUCGACCCUGGCGUCGAUCGCCUCGACCCACAAUGGACAAACUACUGCGUUCGCAAUUGCCGAGCAGGUGUCAGGGGAAACCAAAUUCGAAGGCUUCGCGGAAAUCAACAUUUCCACUUUGAAGUCUACCAUUGAGGACACUCGUGUCGUCAAGGAUGCCUACGAGGUUGCUCUCCUGAGAAAGGCGAACGAUAUCUCGGCCAAGGCACACAUUGCCGCCAUUAAGGCCGCCAAGACCGCAACCAACGAGCGCGAGAUCGAGGCCGCAAUUAUCGGUGCUUGCAUUGCCAAUGGAUGCCGUGAACAAUCCUAUCACCCUAUCGUCGCCGGCGGUGAGGGCGGUGCCACCCUCCACUACGUCAGAAACGACGUUGACCUUGUCGACCCUGCCACUGGCAAGCGGAAGAACAAUGUCCUCAUCGAUGCUGGUGGCGAAUAUCAGACCUACUGUGCCGAUAUCACUCGUGUCAUUCCUCUGGGUGGCCGAUUCGCGCCAGAGACCCGCCAGAUCUACGAGAUUGUCCUCCAGAUGCAGACUGAAUGUAUUGCGAUGCUGAAGGAAGGCGUGUGCUGGGAUGAUGUCCACGCCUUAGCGCAUCGCAUUGCUAUCCGUGGCCUGUUGAAGCUAGGCAUCCUGCGUGGAUCCGAGGAAGAAUUAUUCGAGAAGCGUGUCAGCGUGGCUUUCUUCCCUCACGGCCUCGGCCAUUACCUUGGAAUGGACACCCAUGAUACCGGUGGUAACCCCAAAUAUGAUGAUAAGGACACCAUGUUCCGCUACCUGCGUGUCCGCGCCAACCUUCCGGCUGGCUCCGUGAUCACCGUUGAGCCCGGCAUCUAUUUCUGCCGUUUCAUCAUUGACCCUGUUCUGAAGGCCCCAGAGACUGGCAAAUACAUCGAUACCGAGGUACUGGAGCGGUACUGGAGCGUGGGAGGAGUGCGCAUUGAGGACAACAUCCACAUCACCAAGGAUGGUUCGGAGAAUCUGACAACCGCCCCGAAGAUUAUCGAAGAGGUUGAGAGCCUGGCCUUGUAG
Penicillium arizonense is the source of this 1398-nucleotide messenger RNA. RefSeq names its product aminopeptidase P family protein. NCBI's taxonomy places the organism in Eukaryota, Fungi, Ascomycota, Eurotiomycetes, Eurotiales, Aspergillaceae. The coding region runs from base 1 to 1398 and encodes 465 amino acids. The transcript is spliced from 3 exons. Gene Ontology annotation, molecular function: manganese ion binding; metalloaminopeptidase activity. The record is from RefSeq and is a predicted model, not a curated record.